Molecule: messenger RNA, 1188 nt
Organism: Striga hermonthica
Lineage: Eukaryota; Viridiplantae; Streptophyta; Magnoliopsida; Lamiales; Orobanchaceae
Source: the annotation of a GenBank genome assembly
AUGUCGUCGCAUCUGAUAUCUUCUUCCAACUCUCCGGUAACGCGCCUCCUCAAUCUGCGCCCCCAAACCGCCUUCCUCCUACAAUGCGAGCGCUAUUCCACCAAAACUACGAUGCCCGGCGCCAGCCAGAAGCCGUCCAAGACCAAGGCCCAGAAACCCUCCGCGCCGCCGUCGACGACCUUCUCGCAGAGGAUCCGGAAGCAGACGGAGGCGCUGACCGGCGUGUGGCCCAAGCCGGGCGAGAUGCCGUACCAGGCGAAAGUCACCAACUUUGUGAACCUGAUCGGCCGGGUCGGGCUCCCCAUCCGGUUCGAGUCAGACGCCGAAGGAAAGCAUCUCGCCGCCACCGUGAUUUCUCUUCUGAACGGAGGCGCGAGGACCCCCCUGACGAUCCCCGUCGUGUUCGAGGGCGUCCUGGCCCACUCUGUGUCGUGCCACGUCCGCGAGAAUGACCUUGUUUUCGUGUCGGGCCACCUGAGCGUGGAUCCCACGGGGGUGCUCCCUGGCGAGAGCCUGGGGAAAUUUCACGUCGUGGCUGAGAAUAUCAACUUCGUUGAGGGGUUUAAGGGUAGUAGUAGUUCAUCUGAGAUGGAAAUUGGUGAGUUCAGUGUGAAUGAGGCUAAAGUGUAUGAUGAAAUUUCCGAAAGAGUGGAUAAUGAUGUUGAUGAUGAUGGUAAUGAUAAUAAGAAUGAGGAUAUCGAGCAGCCCCCAAAGCCUACAGCAAAUUUGGAAAGUGCAGAUGGUGGUGAGUCGGGUCUAAAAAAGGGUGAUGGGAAGAAAAAAGAGGCAGAUAAAAGCAUGGAGCUUUGGAGGGAUCUCGUGAAGAACCCACUGCAAUGGUAUGAUUAUCGCGAGCAAAAGAAAAACAGGUCGGUAAAAGAAAAGCAUCCGGAUUUCAAGCAGAAGGUGACCGGAGAAGCUCUCUGGAUUAGCUCUGCUCCCAAGUGGAUCCUGCCCGGGCUCGGAAAAUUGGAGUUUGACGUGAUAAAGCCGAAGAAUGUGAAGGAUAGCUCGAUUGAUGAUUCUUGGAAGGAUGUGGUUGAAAAUCCCGACAAUUGGUGGGAUUGUAGGGCCAACAAGAAAAACCCUAAAGCACCAGAUUUUAAGCAUAAGAAAACAGGUGAUGCUUUGUGGUUGAACAGGGCUCCCGGUUGGGUUCCGUCUAAGCUUCCGCCUGUAAGAGAUUAG